Molecule: messenger RNA, 603 nt
Organism: Echinococcus granulosus
Lineage: Eukaryota; Metazoa; Platyhelminthes; Cestoda; Cyclophyllidea; Taeniidae
Exons: 2
Coding region: 1-603 (200 amino acids)
Molecular function (GO): protein binding
Source: RefSeq, a predicted model, not a curated record
AUGGUCACAUCUCCAUCCAGCCAAUUAGCACGCGCACAGCUGUCCGCUGAGAAAAUUAUUGGCCAAUUGCACGCUUCUCUUCCGCACAGACACGCACGUCCACGCCUUGCAGCGGAGGGCGGGCCAUUUCCGCAGCAACCGUUCUUGGGCCAGCCCGUUGCAAUGAACGCCUAUCUGGGUUGCGUGGCGGGCACCGACUCACGUGGCAGCGUCCCGAUGGCGGGUCGCCACCGGCCCACAGCCCACCCCACGGCCCUUGCUGCCACGCUUGAUCGCCUCUCCUCCACUUCCGCCGCCGCCGCCGCCACCAAUACUCACAUGGGGUCACGGUUGCAUGGACGCAACAACAGUUUUGAUGCGAUGCAGACAGUGGUACUCACUCGGAGUCAAGUGGACAAGCCCUGGGGCUUCCGCAUUCAGGGGGGCCAGGAUUAUAACCUCCAACUCACGGUCAAGAAGGCUAAUGUAAAGGGCAUCGGUGCUGUCCUUUUUGAUGCCGUAAAAAACCUUCAAAUAGGCAGUAUGUCCAGUCUGGUAAUGGCGACUCUGACUGCUCCAGGCGUUUGCGUAUCCUUAGUUGAGAAGCAGAAGUUGUCCUACUAA